Dunckerocampus dactyliophorus (ringed pipefish) is the source of this 5334-nucleotide messenger RNA. It is a transcript of the gene tp53i13, whose product is annotated as tumor protein p53 inducible protein 13. Lineage: Eukaryota; Metazoa; Chordata; Actinopteri; Syngnathiformes; Syngnathidae. Bases 218 to 1921 code for a protein of 567 amino acids. Gene Ontology annotation, cellular component: cytoplasm. The transcript is spliced from 9 exons. The record is from RefSeq and is a predicted model, not a curated record.
AUUGGUAGAAAAUACUGUACUUUUCGUUGUUCUUGUUGUGUAGGAACUGUUCAGUACCAUGUGAGACACAGAAGACGUCGUCAUGAUAUGCUUACUCUUUCAAGCUCGCGAGAUGUGUGUUUCGGAGUUAGAAAACUUGCUCUCAUUGUCUUAUGAGCUGUAGUAGCCCAGCCAUGACUCAAUGGAGCUCUUUCUUCUAUCUGGAUGACUGACUAGCAUGCCGACCCACACGGUGACCGUGCUGGCCGCUUUGUCGUUUUGUUUGGGUCGGUGCACUGUCUCCGAGUACCAGGGUUCGCAAUGUGACAAUGGGAAGCUGUUUGUGGAGAGGGACCUACCUCUAGAUGCUGCCUACAAGGGAUGUCCAGUUUCUGGUUGGCUUGACUCCAUUCAGAGGCUCCCCAGUGUUUACACAGUGUAUGAUCCCGAGCCCGCCAGGCAGAUCUGCAUGGAUAAACCCAUUUCCUAUCGCCACAGCAUCCCUAACAGUGGUGCAUACAGACCAGUCCGAGCAGAGAGUGGAGAAUACUUGUACUGCCCUCCUCAACGCUGGCUCAAUAAUCUGCAUCAUGGAGCGGCUGUAUUGCUCUACCAUCCCUGUGCUGCUGUCAGUGAGCGGCUCCUUGUGUCCGUCCUGGCCACCUCCUGUCUGCCUGACUACAUCAUCAGCCCACAUCCACAGCUCAGUAAAUCUAAGCCAAUAGCUUUGGUGUCUUGGGGGCAGACGUUGGAGCUGUCCACCGCAGCAUCGUCAGAUGUUUGUCAUUGGCUGCAGAGCACGACGACCACAAGUGAACGGAUCCGUGGAAAGUACAACCUGCUGCUGACCCAGUCAUCAGACCAGCAGAGACAGAAGCACACACAUGGAGAGGAAGGCCAGACAGAGCCUAAGGAGUCUCUGAGGCAAUGCUGUGAGCGGAUCAUCUCAUUGUGGCUCGAGGCGGAGAAAGAUUCCACCCUGAAGGACAGAAAUGGGGAAGAACGGCGACGUGAAUCAAGAAAGCGGCAGAAAAGAGCUGCUAUGCGGCCCAAACAGAACAACGUUGCAAUGAGGACCAUACAAUCCAACAGUUCAGCUCAGGCAUCCAGUGUUUUGACAAAGCCGAAACUAAAAAACAUCAUCAAUAAGCCUGAGAACACUUCAGACCACAACAACACACAUGGACCUCCAACAGCUUCUCCAGGGCAUGUGGCUCACUCAGAUCCCCUUCACCUGAGGACAGCGACAUCUCUGACCAUGAUCCAAAAUCAGGGUUUCUCAGCCUGGCCCCCAAACCGUUUAACGUCUAACAUGUUAGGGGCUACACAUAAGACACUACUUGGGGUUCCUGAGACUCAGAGAGACUGGCUUGAAGACGGUGCCAGCUCUCAAGUUAAAGGCUCAUUGGAGCAAAGAGAGCCCGCCAAAUAUGGUUCCACUGCACAGAUGUUGGAUAAUCAAGUAGUAGAUGUAAGAGAGAGACAGCUGGAGAAAGGUGACAGACACUCAUUAAAAGGGCAAGAUGAGUCUCCACCCUCAGAACAUUCCACAGCAGCGGCAGUAAAUUAUCUGCCUAACACCCAUGACUGUGGUAGCUGCGUGGAGAACCAACUGUGUGAUUGCAGUAAGGACCCUGAGGGCCGAGCCACGCUUGUGAGCAACGGGUUGCCGAGGACCCCCAGGUCAGACGAGGCGGUGUGGGCUGCAGCGGCACUGGGCUUCUUGCUUGUUCUCCUCACGCUGUCGGUGCUGCACACGCGCCUUUACCGCCACUGGAGGACCAUGCCUAGUCUCUACUGGCACGACGCACGGCAGGACUAUGACAGCGUGGCAGAUGUUAUUCGUAGGAGGCUGCAAAUUGCAAAGAGGAGGCGGAAGAGAGGCAGAAGACAGGAAUGUGCUCUCUUACCAAGUAGCUCCAGCUCGGAAGAACACAUGUAGACAUAUUGAGGAAUUCUUGCUUUGUUUGUGGACUUGCUGAAAUCAGAAGGAGGUUUUACAUUCUAAAUGAUGGAAUCACCGGUCUCGCAGGAUGAUCAUUCAGUUGUUUCAUUUUGUACAAAAAAAAAACAGAUCACAGACAUGACACAAAACGAAAGUCAUUUCAAGCGGCUUUAAGAAACAAAAUAGUGGUAGUUAGUAACUGUUACUUUUUUAGACCAAAGAGAGGGAAAAAAUUAUGGAAUCACUCAAUUCUGAGGAAAGCAUGAUGGAAUCAUGAAAAACAAAAAAAAGAACACUUCAACACACCAAUCGUACUUUGUUGCACCACCUCUAAGUUUUACAACAGCUUGCAGUCUCUGAGGCAUGGACUUAAUGAGUGACUGAUUGCUGUGGCCACAUCAGCUUUGUAGGCUGGAGCCUUGUCAUGGACCAUUUAAUUCAACUUUCACCACAGAUUUUCAAUUGGAUUGAGAUCUGGACUAUUUGCAGGCCAUGACAUUGACCUCAUGUGUCUUUCUCCAAGGAAUGUUUUCACAGUUUUUGCUCUAUGGCAAGAUGCAUUAUCAUCUUGAAAAAUGAUUUCAUCAUCCCCAAACAUCCUUUCAAUGGAUGGGAUGAGAAAAGUGUCCAAAACGUCAAAGUAAACUUAUGCUUUUAUUGAAGACGUAGAGAUGACAGCCAUCUGCCCAGUGCUUUUGUACCCGACAUGCAGCCCCAUGCCACCAAUGACCAAUGCCACCAUGUUUUCUUCAGGCAGUCGUCUUCAUAAAUCUCAUUGGAACGGCACCAAACAAAAGUUCCAGCAUCAUCAACUUGCCCAAUGCAGACUUGUGAUUCAUCACUGAAUAUGACUUUCAUUCAGUCAUCCACAGUCCACGACUGCGUUUCCUUACCUCUUUGUAACCUUGUUUUUUUUUCUGUUUAGGUGUUAGCUUUUCUGUGUGUAAAUCCCAUUUCCUGUAGCCGCUUUCUUACAGUUCGGUUACAGACGUUGACUGCAUUUUCCUCCAAUUUGUUCCUCACGUGUUUUGCUGUGCAUUUUCUGUUUUCAAGACAUAUUGCUUGAAGUUUUCUGUCUUGACGCUUUGAUGUCUUCCUUGGUCUACCAGUAUGCCUGCCUUUAACAACCUCCCCAUGCUGUUUGUACUUGGUACAGAUUUUACACACAGCUGACUGUGAACAACCAACAUCUUUUGCAACAUUGCGUGAUGAUUUACCUUCUUUAAGAAGUUGGAUAAUCCUCUCCUUUGUUUCAAGUGACAUCUCUCAUUAGGCCUGUCACGAUCCUGAUCAUAAUCGAACGAUUAAAAAAAAUGAGGUCGAUAAUUUAGACGGCGUUGAUAAAUUGGCAUGUGCAUAUAAGCCUGUUCCUUUUCCUCGUUUUGCUGUACCACACAGGCUGGAUGACGAAAGGGUUUACUCUCCAUGUGUCAAAAGGUACAAAAACGAUAGUUUGUAAGCCAAAUGCCACAGCUCCGGUGUGGAUGUGCAGCAGAGCCUUCGUCCCGACAGUCAACACUUAUUAAGGCGUUUGGUUGGCGAAGUAAAUAUAAAACGAAACAGCGCAAAGUGGUGCGCGCUCACAGACAGUGUCGCUCGCUUCGUCCCCCCCCCCAUGAGGGAAAGAGCACAGUGGGUGAGCUUGAGGAAAGGAAAGCUUUCAUUGACCUGCUGAAACGCAUGCUGCACGUGGACGGGCUUCAGAGAAUCUCUGCCGCAGAAGCCUUGCAGCAUCCUUUCAUCACAACGGCACACCAUGCCAACCCUGCCAGCAGGAGUCUGGUGACACACAAAGACACCACAUUGUUUGAUGUAGAGCAGAUCUUUGCCUCACAUCGAAAGGGUGGCAGUGGAUCCAAAAAGAACAUCUUGAGGACUAUUUUCAGAUCUCAACAGCAAUCUUUCAUCAGUGUCCUUUCAUCACAAUCGCUCACCUGGCCAACAGGAGCCAGCUGACACACAAAAACAUCUUGCCUGAUGAACAGCAGAUCUCAAAUGGAUACAACAGGAGCAUCUUGAGGAGGAUUCACAGAUUCUUCUCUCAAAUCCUCUCCUUGUUCUAUCACAGGCCCACGUUGAUGGACUGAUUACUUCUACAAAUGCAUCACUUACAGCGUCAACUUUGCAAAUACUUGUUAAAUUUACAUUAUUAUUUCUAGUCAAAUGUUCUAUAUUUUGUUAAAGAAUCAAUAAAUAUUACAAUCAAAUGUUCUAAGAAUCAAUUAAUAUUUUCAUUGAUGCAGUCAAUGUAUGCCUGCUAUCAAUGAAACGUAUGGUAUCAUGGAGGGGUCAUGUGAUCAUAAGGCAUUAGAUCGUACAAUCUCUCCAUCCGCCCCAAAAAUGUCACUGCCAUUAAUCAGAUACUAUAACUAAGAACAAUAUGCAACAUAAAUGACAGUCAAUAUAUAAAAUAAAAUGUUGCAAAUAAUAACCGCGGCAAAAAAUUAGUCCUGCCGGUGUGAAUUUAUACUGUAGGUAAUAUUUUAGAAAAACACCAUUCAAUAUUUGUUGCUUGUACAAAAAUAAGUGAGAAUUAAAAGUAAUGUAGGUCAAAAUAUGUGACGCUAUUUGGGCAAAACAUCCACAUCUUAGCUUUCUGUUGUCGGUAACAAAGCAAAAGUGUAAUAUCUUGAGUUCAGACAUGCUAAACAAGUUACAUUAACCCUCUAAAACACAGCAUCACAAAUUCGUUCCAGAAUGUCUGGCUCUAACUUAAAUGGACGCUAACCGAAUACAUUUUGCCCAUAAGAAGUAAGGUAAAUCCAAUUAAUCUGUUCCAGAAAACCCAAAAUGUUGACACAAAACACGUUUUUAUAGUUUUAGUUUGACAGGCAGAAUGCAUAGAAAUGACGAACGAAAGGGUUAAAAAAAAGGGUUACUUUUCAGCUAAUAGCCUGAUGCCACAAUGAUGUAUUCCUGGCUUGUUUGAUAUGAAUCCAUUCAGGAAAUAUCGUAACAACAGUCGAAUUGUAAAUUUUGACAACCUAUUAAAGCACUGGAAUUGUUAAAUAGGUUUAAAAUUACCUUUAGUCGCAAAAAUACGCCUUUGGGAAUUGGCAAGCUCCUCGACAUCUUACCGGAUACGCUGCCAUUUUGGGGCAUCCUGGGAAAGUCACGACACCCACAGUUUACUACUUAAUAAAAGUCAAGCGCAAGGAAAGUAGGACACAUUUAACCUCCCGAGAACCAGAUGUAUAGGAGUACUGGUAAUAGUUGUACCAGCAAGUCCUCAUGUCCACUUCAGAGAACACUGGACAACAAUUAUCUUAAUUACUGUAUGUUACUAGAACCACCAGAAUUUGCAUUCGAAACAAACACGCCUUGCAUAACAGAGAAAAGAAACCAACCCAACCACAGACAAUUAACUUGUUUUUAUUAUUUUAUUACAAAUGUACAGCUUAUGAGUUUCC